AUGUUGGCAACGUCUCCCCGAGCUUUUGCCAAGUGUUCUGCCAUUGUAGACACGUACCUUCAUACGGAUCACGAUAUAUCGUUCGAUAUCGAAAAACAGUUCGUUCGAUUGGUUGCGGCAACCAUGCAAUUGUGUCGGGAGGUGAAAGUGGAAAGCGAAAAGCAACUUAUACCCGUCUCUUUCGUUGUUCCUACAGCAGCCCAGUCAGACCCAGAUGGCGCGGUGAUUUCCAUGGCAGACGUUAUCAAGUCCUGGCCACAGCAGAUUCCUUGGGGCCAUGUCCACAUAGCUGUUCUCCGAUGUACAGAUGAAGAAGGUCACAUUGUCAUUUUGAUGGAGAAGAAAUCUGACGGCAAAUACGAGAGGAUCGGCAGCCACCAUUUCCCAUGGCUCAGAGCUCUUGUCACUGAGAAUAAAAAGUCGAAUCAGACCAUGCAUAUCCGUGCUCGAGCAAAACAACAUGUAUCAAAGGGUAACAGAGACAGCCUCCGGGGUUCUUACUAUGGCGGCAAUGGAGCAGUUGUCAAAACCAUACCCGGCUCGGGGUAUAUGAUUUCACACAGCCGACCUGCCAAUUUUACGCCUUUCCAAGGAAAGAUAAUGUCAUAUGUGGAUAUGAACCUUGUUGGUUCUAGUAUAAAGAAGGCGAUUGGGGUGGUCACUCCACUUGUGCUCUUCUUUCGACAUGCCCGAUCGGCCGAGCAUUCUUCUUUUGCAAUUCGUUUUGACCGUGUAGGGCCAUAUGGAAGCUACCUUUAUAAGAUCAGCUUUCGCGUUGGAGUGACUGUGUGGGAAUAUGACGGCAGUGACAAGCAAAACCCCCAGAAUGACAAGAACGGAGAGACCGCCCAGUCACCUAUGUUCCCACCAGACUCUCCGCAAGUCAGCUUCCCGAUAUCGAGUGACUGUGUCCUCAGGCUUCGUUAUCGAAGGACAGCUCCCAUGUUUGAGGACUUUGUCAAUGUGUCCAUCGAAACUCCACUCCCCUGGCAGCCCGUUCUGGAAGAUCCUCUGGCAGCCUGGCCUGUUUUCUUUGCUCAUAAUUUCGGGAGAAACGCCGAGAACUUGGCGCAGUUUGCUCCGCAGGACAGGGUGACCCGGACCAUAACCUUGUGCCACCUGGAAGAUCAACAAGAUCAGAUACAUACUAGUACCCUAGCAGGCUUGUCGGAGCCAAAGAGAUCAAUGAGCAAGGCGCCGCCACUAGCGGCAUCGUUACCAGGCUCGGCAGAUGUCAAAUCGGACUUGAUGGGGACCACGCCGUCUGUAGACUGUGCGGUUUCGGAUACAUUGCCUGCAUAG
Molecule: messenger RNA, 1302 nt
Organism: Metarhizium robertsii ARSEF 23
Lineage: Eukaryota; Fungi; Ascomycota; Sordariomycetes; Hypocreales; Clavicipitaceae
Exons: 1
Coding region: 1-1302 (433 amino acids)
Source: RefSeq, a predicted model, not a curated record